Messenger RNA from Durio zibethinus, 954 nucleotides. NCBI's taxonomy places the organism in Eukaryota, Viridiplantae, Streptophyta, Magnoliopsida, Malvales, Malvaceae. The record is from RefSeq and is a predicted model, not a curated record.
AUGGCUUUCAUUUUUGCUAGUUGUCUUGCUUCCGAAAAUUUGUCUCUUCGAUUGCCAGCUCUAUAUGUUUUUGGAGACUCGUAUAUAGAUGCUGGUAAUAACAAUUUCCUUGACACAAUAGCCAAAGCCAAUUUCUUACCAUAUGGCAUUGAUUUUGGAGGAGUGCCAACCGCUCAAGUUGCUGGCCUGCCAUUUCCACCCCCAAUGCUCGGAUUGUCUGAAACCGAGAGGAAAAUCUUUGUUAGUGGUGUAAAUUAUGGCUCCGGUUCUAGCGGGAUACUGCCUCUGCCUCCUCCUGCUGUGGAAAUAUUUGGACAUAUUUUGAGCUUCGAUGAACAAAUAGAGUUGUUGAACGACACAACAAGAAGCUUGAAGGGGACCAAUGACUUAGGCAUAUAUUGGGAUCUUGAACAAAAGCGAAAGUUCCGAACUGCAGAAGAUUAUGCACUCUUCUUAUCGGAGGAGUUGUCCGGUAGAUUGGAGGCAAUAUACCAACUGGGAGCAAGGAAAUUCCUGGUUAACAAUGUUUCUCCAUUAGGCUGCCAACCUUUCAAUCUGAACACAAAAAUGCACAAUACUUCCUGUGUUGAAGAUGUUAACCAGAGAAUAGCUUUCUACAAUGGACUCCUUCCCAACUUGUUGACAAAGUUGGAAACAUCCUUGAAGGGUUCCACAUUUGUGCUGUGUGAUCUAUAUAAAGUGUUUGAAGAUGUUUACACUCAACCAGCAGCAUAUGGGUUUACGAAUGUCAAUGGUUCUUGUUGCAUUGACGAAGCGAGGAAUGGAACUAGAGGAUGCGCCAGAAAUGUUGCUCCUUGCGCUGACAGAACGAGCCAUGUCUUCUUUGACCCAUUCCAUCCGACCGAGAGUUUUCAUUUCAUUUGGAUGAGGCGCUUUUUGAAGGACCACUCUGUCUGUUCUCCAUUUACCUUGUUUGAGUUAAUGCAACUUUAA